AUGCGGUAUUUUUCAGGAAUGGAGAUCUUAAGAUCAAAGAAACGACGAAAAUACACUCUUGAUAUCUUGACUGAAAUUGGUAUGCUAGGGUGCAAACCAAGCGAUAAACCUAUUGAGGCAGGAAAAAUAAAGAAUGCAAAAAACUUAGUGGACAUGGACAGAUAUCAAAGAUUAGUUGGUAAGCUAAUUUAUCUCUCACACACUAGACUUGACAUUGCCUUUGCAGUCAGCAUAGUAAGCCAAUUUAUGCAUUCUCUCAAUGAGGCUCACCUGGAGGCUAUAUACAAAAUCCUCAUAUAUCUAAAAGGUUCGACAGGGAAAGGCUUAUUCUUCGAAAAGAAUAAAAGGAAGAAAGUAAAAGUAUUCACUAAUGCAAAUUGGGUUGGAUCAAUUGAAGAUAGUAAAUCUACCAUUGGCUACUGUACCUUUGUAUGGAGAAACUUAGUAACUUGGAGAAGCAAAAAACCAAAUGUAGUGGCAAAGAGCAGUGUUGAGGUUGAAUUUAGAGCAGUUGCACAAGAGAUAUGCGAAUGA
This is a messenger RNA of Olea europaea var. sylvestris, 534 nucleotides long. RefSeq lists its product as uncharacterized. The record is from RefSeq and is a predicted model, not a curated record. Lineage: Eukaryota; Viridiplantae; Streptophyta; Magnoliopsida; Lamiales; Oleaceae. Bases 1 to 534 code for a protein of 177 amino acids. The transcript has a single exon.